Platichthys flesus (European flounder) is the source of this 2658-nucleotide messenger RNA. RefSeq names its product dynactin 4 (gene dctn4). Gene Ontology annotation, cellular component: dynactin complex. The transcript is spliced from 14 exons. NCBI's taxonomy places the organism in Eukaryota, Metazoa, Chordata, Actinopteri, Pleuronectiformes, Pleuronectidae. Bases 73 to 1482 code for a protein of 469 amino acids. The record is from RefSeq and is a predicted model, not a curated record.
CUCAGAUCGGCGGUGACAGCAGCAGCAGUCGGUCCCCCAUUGAGAGCUCAGUCUCAUCUGCUGCGCUCCGAGAUGGCGUCUCUCCUGCAGCCGGAAAAAGUUGUGUAUCUGGUCCGUGGAGAGAAACGGAUCCGGGCUCCUUUAUCUCAACUCUACUUCUGUCGCUACUGCAGCGAGCUGCGGUCUCUGGAGUGUGUGUCUCACGAGGUGGACUCCCACUAUUGUCCCAGCUGUCUGGAGAACAUGCCCUCUGCAGAGGCGAAACUUAAAAAGAACAGGUGUGUCAAUUGUUUCGACUGCCCAUGCUGCAUGCACACACUGUCCACCCGGGCCACCAACAUCCCGGCUCCUCUGCCUGAUGAUCCCACCAAGACAGCCAUGAAGAAGGCCUACUAUCUGGCCUGCGGUUUCUGUCGCUGGACCUCCAGGGAUGUGGGAAUGGCUGACAAAUCAGUCGCCAGCGGUGGAUGGCAGGAACCAGAGAACUCUCAUACUCAGCGGAUCAACAAGCUGAUCGAGUAUUACCAGCAGCUGGCUCACAGAGAGAAGCAAGAGAGAGACAGGAAGAAGUUGGCCAGGAGACGACAGUGCAUGCCACUGGCAUUCUCGCAACACACUAUUCAUGUGGUGGAAAAAUAUGGCCUUGGAACCCGACUGCAGAGGCAGAGGUCUGGAGCUCCCAUCUCAAGCCUGGCAGGCCUUUCCCUUAAAGAGGGUGAGGACCAGAAGGAGAUCACUAUUGAACCUGCCCAGGCCCUUGAUGAAGUGGAGCCCCUGCCUGAAGACUGCUACACCAGGCCCAUCAGUUUACCGGAGGUGACCACGCUGCGGCAGCGGCUCCUGCAGCCUGACUUCCAGCCAGCAGGCGCGUCUCAGCUCCACCCCCGACACAAACACCUCCUGAUGAAGCGCUCACUGCGCUGCAGGAAAUGUGAGCACAAUUUGAGCAAGCCAGAGUUUAAUCCUACUUCAAUCAAGUUUAAGAUUCAGCUGGUGGCUGUGAGUUAUAUCCCUGAAGUGAGAAUUAUGUCCAUUCCAAAUCUCCGGUUCGUGAAGGAGAGCCAAGUGCUGCUGACUCUGACCAACCCAGUAGAGAACAUCACCCACGUCUCAUUGACCGCUUGUGAGGAGGAAGAUCCUGAUGACAUCAACAGCACUGCCAAGGUCAUGGUUCCCAGCAAGGAGCUGGUGUUGGCAGGGAAAGAUGCUGCUGCUGAGUACGAUGAACUGGCUGAACCUCAAGACUUCCAGGACGACCCAGAUGUUGUUGCCUUCAGGAAAUCCAACAAGAUUGGUUUCUUCAUCAAAGUGAUCCCCCAGAAGGAAGACGAUGGGGAUGUCGUCGUCUCAUUUAAGAUCAGACACGACUUCCGCAACCUCGCCGCUCCCAUCAGGCCAAGCGAGGAGGGAGGCGACAGCACCCCCGACGCCACUUGGCUCACACACCACGUCGAGCUGAGGCUGGGACCCCUCGCUCCCUGAACGUCAAUACUCCAUUUACUCUCAAUCAGUCCCACAGUCAUAGUGUUGGGUUCUUUUGAGCCGGUUUCUUUAAGAUGUGGGAUUUCAUUAAUUUUAAAGUGAUUUCUGAUUCUGCUCAUCGGUGUGUGAGAGCAGUAAGAGAUCUACUUGGCAGGCUCAGAGUUCUCUUGUUUUAUCCCAAGUUGCAUCAUCAGAUACAUUGUGGAACUUUCAGUGUAUAAAACUACAUGAAAUAAUGGCUGACUGCAGACUGACCGAUACAACUUUUAGUUGGUUUCACAUUUGUUGUUUCUUUUGAAUGAUGCUAAAUGAAGAAAAGUGGUGAUGUGCUAUAUUUCAUCCUCUCAAUUUAAAUACUGAACCAUGUGUCAUUUAAAACUGUUUUAGUUUUACUGUGUUUAUUUACAGGAAGCAAAAGCUUAUAUCUACAGUGCAUGUAAUUAUUUAUAAAUGUUAAGUUGUUUUGAUUAAUGAAUAUAUAAAAGGAUUUAUCACUGUUACAUCCAGUAACAGUCUUUUCUUAAGUGGCAAAACAACUUCUAGCUCCCAGCAUCUGUAUUUGCACUUAACGUACAUUGAAUGCAUUAACAGCUAUGUUGAAAGGUGAGAGUGGCCAUACGUUAAUAUAAUGAGAUUAUAGAAACGGGAGAGAAUAACUAAGUGGAGUCCUUGAGCAGAAUCAGAAACCAUAUCUGACAACGAUCUGAACAACACACACACACACACACACACACACACACCUGUGCUUUUAGCUUGUGUAUCCUUGUCAAUAUCAUUUUCUGCAGUAGCAUCAUAUAAACGUGCAUGCUUCAGCUAUAGUAAACAUCACACACAUAAAACCAGGUCAUCACAAGUUUUGAUCCUGUACUUCUUUCCCAUCUGACCAUCUUGGUUGGAAGGUGACACCUGCCCCAUAGUUUUACUCUUGUCAGAACUUGCACAGACGAUGUAUAAGGAAGCUCUGUAAAUUACAGUGUUAUGAUUUUCACGUGUUGAGACACUAUCACCAUACCUGAUCUAAAGACGUAUCUGUUUUGUUUUCCAGGCAUCACUGACCUCUCUCAGUGUGUAUCGUAAUGCUGCUGUCAUUUCUGGUCUCUGGUGUGUAAACUUAGUAAAAACAAAGCAACACAGUUAAUCUUCUGUACCGGCUAAUAAAACCAUGUGAUACUGCAA